Harmonia axyridis is the source of this 868-nucleotide messenger RNA. RefSeq names its product fatty acid-binding protein, heart (gene fabp). Gene Ontology annotation, cellular component: nucleus; cytosol. Gene Ontology annotation, biological process: fatty acid transport. The coding region runs from base 192 to 680 and encodes 162 amino acids. The transcript has 3 exons. The record is from RefSeq and is a predicted model, not a curated record. Gene Ontology annotation, molecular function: fatty acid binding. Lineage: Eukaryota; Metazoa; Arthropoda; Insecta; Coleoptera; Coccinellidae.
GACCAUAGAAUUCGAAAAGCCGCAGCAUCUGUCACUACGUAGCCGAAAGCUCAACGUUUCAAACCUCGCCUUGUAAGAACGGUAGUCUAUACCCCAGGGGUAAAGGCUAGCUGUCUCCUCAAUCGAACGAGCAAAUCGAGUAAGCCGUUCCCCAUAUUCCCGAAUACGCCGGUCCGUUGUCGGUUAUUUUAAUGCUGUUCUAUCAGGCGGUACCAUUGUUGUCAGUGGUGGUUUUCCUAGCGGGUAGGAACGAAGCAUCAUCUGGAAACAUGAGUGUGGAUUCGAUUUUGGGCAAAAAGUACAAGCUCAACGAGAGUGAAAACUUCGAUGAGUUCAUGAAGGCGAUCGGAGUCGGCUUGGUAACCAGAAAAAUCGCCAAUGCAGUCUCUCCAGUUCUCGACCUGACCAAAGAGGGCGAUGAGUAUGUCAUCACCCAGAAGUCCACCUUCAAGAACAUGAUCAUCAGAUUCAAGCCAGGCGUAGAUUUCGUACAAGAAACUCCCGACGGCAGGUCCGUAAAUUCUGUCAUCACCAUCGAAGGUAACAAACUCCAUGAGGUGCAGAAGGAUGACAGCGGAAAAAACACCGUCAUAGAUAGGAUCUUCACUGACACCGAAGUUAAAAUGACUAUGAAUCACGGUGAUAUCUCAGCAACCAGGGUGUAUAAGCUUCAAGAAUAAUGACUUCCAUCACAAAUUUACCUAGGCAUAAUUCUUCGUUGUUCACGAACAACAUCAAAUUUCUAAUUUAGCUAUUAUAGGUUACAUACUCAAGAAAGGGUUUCAUGUGUUACUGUGAAUUCUCAUUUUUUGUUUAGUCUGAUUUUAUAAGAUAUGGCAUCAAUUUUAAUAAAAGAAAAUAUUAUUUG